AUGUGGAACGACAGUAGUCUGUGGAACGACAGUAGUCUGUGGUACGACAGUAGUCUGCGGAACGACAGUUGUCUGUGGAACGACAGUAGUCUGUGGUACGACAGUAGUCUGUGGAACGACAGUAGUCUGUGGAACGACAGUAGUCUGUGGAACGACAGUAGUCUGUGGAACGACAGUAGUCUGUGGUACGACAGUAGUCUGUGGAACGACAGUAGUCUGUGGAACGACAGUAGUCUGUGGAACGACAGUAGUCUGUGGAACGACAGUAGUCUGUGUCCUUCCUCCACUAGUCCUUCUCCCACUAGUCCUUCUUCCACUAGUCCUUCUCCUUCCUCCACUAGUCCUUCCUCCACUAGUCCUUCUCCCACUAGUCCUUCCUCCACUAGUCCUUCCUUCCUCCACUAUCCUUCCUCCACUAGUCCUGCCUCCACUAGUCCUUCUUCCACUAGUCCUUCCUCUACUAGUCCUGCCUCCACUAGUCCUUCUCCCACUAGUCCUUCCUCCACUAGUCCUUCCUCCACUAGUCCUUCCUCCACUAGUCCUUCCUCCACUAGUCCUUCCUCUACUAGUCCUGCCUCCACUAGGCCCAAAGAGUUCUGCUGA
Molecule: messenger RNA, 603 nt
Organism: Salvelinus namaycush (lake trout)
Lineage: Eukaryota; Metazoa; Chordata; Actinopteri; Salmoniformes; Salmonidae
Product: putative protein TPRXL
Exons: 6
Coding region: 1-603 (200 amino acids)
Source: RefSeq, a predicted model, not a curated record